AUGAAACGAAAUCGCCUUCGCUUUGCAGCAACAACAACAGCAGCCCUCCUUUUCAUUUUGAAUGUACCAGCACAAGAAAAUGAUGUCGUACAAUUACCGAGCACGGCAUCUGGCAUCAGCAUUCCACCAUACUCCCACGGCAUAGCGCUUGAGAUGGGUCAUUGGAACAAUGUCUUUAGCACUUGGAACGACAAACAAAGUGUCACUUUUUUACAACUCUUGCGUAAUUUGCAUGAUCGACGUGGUGCAUUGAUGAUCCGGCUUGGCGGUAAUAGUCAAGAUGCUGUGCAGCUGGAUGAAUCGAUUAACACACCGGUUGCCAAAACGGGUGAACAAGCUGUACGUACCAACAGUGGUGCCACCACUUACAAUAUCAAGGUGAAUAGCCAAAUGUUUCGUGCCAUGCGACAAUUAAGCGAAGUGGUGGGUGGACUCAAAUGGAUGUUUGGUCUCAAUUUCGAGCAUGCCAAUGAUAUGCAAAGUGCACAGCAGCUGGGUCGAUUGGCUGUCAACAUCCUUGGUGGCAGCACAAGCAACAAUAGCUAUGAUAAUGUGCUCUACGCAUUGCAAAUUGGCAACGAACCAGAUCUCUACGCAAAACAUGGUAUGCGAUCUCCCGAUUGGGGUGUAGCCGACUACACGGGCGAAUGGCUUGAUUGGGCACAUCAGCUGUCAAACGAAUUUGGAACAUCACAAUACCGACCCGAUUUGUUCUCAGGUGGGGUUGUGUGUUGUACAUGGCAAUUACAAGAUUUGCUCGAUAGUGGCUACUUUGAUAGUGCCAAGCACAUGCUGAAUUCCAUUACGGUGCAACGCUACAGCUCGAAUGCAUGCUUUGGUGUGGCCAAAGGUACGGUGAACGAUUACUUGAGCCAUGAUUGGAUCACGUCCUUGGCACGUGAUGCGUAUGAGAAACCCAUCCAGCGAAUAGUGGAGGAAGGCAAGCAAGUCAUCAUGGGUGAAACCAAUACAGCCGCAUGUGGUGGUAUCCAGGGCAUCUCCGAUACCUAUGUUUCGACAUUGUGGUGGGUGGAUUGGCAGCUAUUCUUGUACUCCAUUGGAUUCUCCUCCAUUCAAUUACAACUCGGUGGCAACAAUGCCCAUUAUAAUCCCAUGUCCAAAGUAGGCGGUUCAUGGGUCGCCAAUCCUGUGUACUAUGGCUCUCUCGUUACAGCUGAAGCCCUUGGCCCAAGUGAUUCGGGAGCACGUGUUGUCCAUGUCACCUCCAUUGAAGAUCAAAAAGUCGUCUAUGCCAUUUUCCACCAUGAUAGCCUUGCCUAUACCGUAUUGAUCAACCUCGAUGCUGAUAAUGAUGCUUCCAUCCCCUUGCAACAUCCUUGGAAAUCCAAAACGCUCUAUGCAAAACGCUUAGUUGCCAAUAGCAUCAAUGAGCGACAUGAUAUUCAUUGGGCUGGGCAAACGCUAAAAGGCGCAGUCGAUGGCAUGUUCAAGGGCGAUAUCCAUAUCGAUUCGAUUGAGUGCUCUGAUGAAGAAAAUUGCGCCAUCCAUGUGCCAAAAGCAUCCGUUGCCCUGGUCGGACCCCACUUCCCCAAUAUCACCGAAACUUCUGUUGUCGAUAAUCCAUAUGACAUUGGGGAGCUGCUCAAUGGCACCGCUUCAUCGAAUUCUACUACAUACAAUAGCAACAAUCCAUCUUCAUCAAGUGGCAAAAACAACAACCCACUCCAUGUUCCACAAAGUCAUGCCACAAGCAGCCAUCAUCAAAUGGCCUAUUUUGUUACAGCAUGGAUGGCCAUUUUGCUUGCUGUAGUACAUCAUAUCGUUUUGUAA
Messenger RNA from Lichtheimia ornata, 1791 nucleotides. RefSeq lists its product as uncharacterized. The coding region runs from base 1 to 1791 and encodes 596 amino acids. The transcript has a single exon. The record is from RefSeq and is a predicted model, not a curated record. Lineage: Eukaryota; Fungi; Mucoromycota; Mucoromycetes; Mucorales; Lichtheimiaceae.